ACCCUUCCCGUUACAGAUGCCUGUCGAGAUAACCCGCAUGGUCGAGAGCGACAUAGAUGGCGCUGUUGACUGCAUUCAAAAGGCAUUCGCAGAAGAUCCCUACUUCGCUUGGGUAUUCCCUGAAAAUUUUUGUCCAGUACGAAAUCGCGUCUCGCUCGGUAUCCGCUGUAGAUGGGGUCUUGAGCACGCUCUGUUUUACGUAGCAAAAGACCCUUCAUCUCCUACUCCUUCGCGCGUCCUCGGUGUUGCCUGUUGGCUACCUCCCGCCAGUUCUUCUGCUCCACAAUCUUGGAAGAGCUGGUUUGGAGAUUGGACGCUGUGGUUGAACCAGCUCUGGAUGAAUUCUGUGUAUGGCAGAGGCGGUCUGAACGUACGCCGCUACUAUAUCUGGUUUGUGGUUUCGCGAGAAUGCGACGCCCAGCGUCAGCUCUGGACAGAUGACCAAGGUUACUACUUUUGUAAUAUCGUGACAGUGCUUCCGGAGUGCCAAGGUAUGAAGAUAGGAAAGGGACUUUUUGAAGAGGUAUUGCGUCAAGCAGAUGCCGAAGGGCGGAAGUGUUAUCUCGAGAGUUCGCGAGCGGUGCCCAACAUGGCUAUAUACCAAAAGAUGGGGUUCGAGUUGGCAAAGGAGAUGAUUUGUGACGACCAGGGGACUGCCAUCACUCUUUACUGUAUGAUGAGGGAUCACCGGCCUCAA
Messenger RNA from Aureobasidium vineae, 697 nucleotides. Lineage: Eukaryota; Fungi; Ascomycota; Dothideomycetes; Dothideales; Saccotheciaceae. The record is from the annotation of a GenBank genome assembly.